CAAGCACACACAUUCAUACGCACGCACGCACGCGCGCGCAUCCCCUGCGUGCGGGCACUCUUGCGCGAUUUCAGUGAACGGCGGGGACUAGUCGCGCGACUAUGAGUGAAUCACGCUCGUACUCGUCUCGGCUAAUUACCAUCCAUCGAUGAUAAUUGAUAACGCGGGCGCAAUUAAACGCGACGUGCUCUCGCUCGUACGCUCGAGUGUUCGCGCCAAGUCCGCGCGAGUGUCAGCCGCCGGGACGGUGGCGGCUGCCGAGGGUGAAUAGUGACAUAUUCGAGAGGCGAUUCGACCAAUCGGUCGCGGGUCAAGUGUCGUGAGAUACGGGAGAUAUCGACGAGCGUUUCCGAAUUGUCAGGAAGGAGUGCGGACAGUACGAGGAGACAGUAAAAUAGGAUAUUGUAGUAGUGAGAGAGAGAGAGAGAGAGAGAGACACACACGGACCACACAGUCUCGCGCGCGACUGUGACGGAAGUAGUGACGGAUCGUAACGAAGGAGACAGUAGCGGAGGACCCAGUAGCGGCAGACGCGAUACAGUAGUCGCGCGAUAGACUGUACCGCCACGGGACUCACAGUGAUAGCGGCUCGCGGUGGUCAGACCGGCUGACAGAAGGCUUUGGUGGAUCAGCUGACACCACGAUCCAUCGCGAUAUAAACGCACUGUCGGAUCAACGGGAUAUCCAUGUUACGGCAUGCAUAUCUGCGAUAACAGUGAACAUGCGAGCGCGCUUAGCGAGCUACGCAUAUACGCGUAACCGUCGCGUCUCGCCACCGACGAGGAUUCAAUUAAGUCUGCCGCGAGGAAGGUCAAGUACUCUAUGCAAGCGACGGGGGCUAGGGGGCCCGAGUUUUAAUUAAAACUCGCCCACGGGAUUCCCAUUAUCACGCGCGUCUCGUAUUCGGGAUUAAUUAGCUGCGUCGGGAACAAGAGCAGUAGCAGCAGAGCGGUGAAAGGUGAAAGGGAGAUACGGGAGGCGUGAUUGCCGUUAGCAGAUCGUAUGUUGUGUUCGUAAUAUCCGUGUGACAGUUUUGUGCGACGCGUCACGAGUCAGGAGCUUCCCGAGCCCGUUCUCGUCGUCAUGAACGAGCUUCUUCUCGGGUCGCGCUGCGGCUGGCUUGGUUAGUGAUCGUGACGAUUUUAACAGCGGCACUUUGAUUACGAAUGCACCUUCGCGAGUGACAAAUGGUGUAAUUGCGUGAGGGGUUAAAAUUCAUCGUUUGGAAGCUAGAGACAGGUAGAAAAAGGGGAAGUUAGCGAGCGUCACUUGACGUGCUUCUGCCGACGAGAUGUCGAAGUAGAACGAUUCUUGACGAUUGACGAUAGCUCGUUCUAACGCACGGAAGGCGCGUAUUAUGUGAGGAGGAAACCGCGACGAGGGAAACGAAGAUGUCCGCCGUCAGCGUCGUCGCAUGGUUGCUCGGCGCCGUCGCUUUGGCUGCGAUUAAUAAUGAAGUGCACUGCCACAACAUGCCAUACGGCGGCAGCAGCAAGAACGGCGACACAUACAACCAGAACGUUCUGGAAGAGGCCACACGAUCGGGGCCGUAUUUCGACAAAUCGGCCUCGAAAAACGUGACCGCCCUGCUGGGAAAGACCACGUACCUCAACUGCCGUGUCAAAAAUUUGGGGAACAAAACGAUGACGCUACAAGUAUCGUGGGUACGGCACAGAGAUGUCCAUUUGCUCACAAUUGGCCGUUACACGUACACGAACGACCAGCGAUUUCGAGCGAUUCACAACGCUCAUUCGGACGACUGGACGCUCCAAAUAAAGUAUCCGCAGCAUCGGGACAGCGGUAUUUAUGAGUGCCAGGUCUCCACGACGCCCCAUAUGAGUCAUCUAGUCCAUUUAAAUGUAAUCGAACCAAAAACCGAGAUUUUGGGUGCGCCGGAAUUGUUCAUCAAUCGAGGUAGCACUAUCAAUCUCACGUGCGUCGUCCUGCAGAGUCCAGAACCACCCGCCUACAUUUUCUGGAAUCACAACGAUGCGAUAAUCAGCUACGACUCGAGCAGAGGCGGCGUCUCCGUGGUCACGGAAAAGGGUGACAGCACGACGAGUUUCCUCCUGGUGCAAGAAGCGAAGCCGUCGGACUCGGGACGGUAUACUUGUAACCCCAGUAAUGCUCAACCGAAAUCGAUCACCGUACACGUACUCAACGGAGAGUAUCCCGCGGCAAUGCAGCACGGCGGUCAGGCCAAGCAACCAAGGCUGUACUCUCUUCUGCUCUGCCUGUGUCUGCUACUUUACUAAUUGCUCCAUUCCAUCGCGCAUUUUCGAAGGGAGAAAUCAGAAGGCACUUUCCAGUGAAGAAAAAGAGAGAGAGAAAAAAGAAUGAAUGAAUGAAUGAGUGUUUGUGUGAAAGAGAAAAAGAAAAAGAGAGAGAGAGGUAUUUUCCAUCACGAAUUGCGCGAACGUUGCCCAGGUGUCAUGGAAGCCGCAGCGAGAUACGUGCGACGAUGUGCAUCCGACGGGGACGCUUUUGACUGUGCACCGGAACGAUGAACUCUUUCGCAACGACGCGCCGUUUGUCGAUGCAACCGAGCGACGACGACGUGUCCGGAAGGGCAGCGUGACGACCACAGGACGAUGCUUUUAGCGAUGAGACCGUGCGCGAUUCGAGAUUGCGAAUAUACAAUAAUACACGUAAGAGAAAUACAUCACGAAAUCCCGAUACGUAAUAACCGUCGAUGAAUCGUCAUGACCGGUUUUAUUAACAACAGGUUACUUAUUCGUAAGUAAAAUCACAAACUUGACUGUUGAUCGAAAAACGUGAAUGAGAGAGUACAAUUAUUCAUCAAAUCAUAAUUCCACAUUGAUGAAACUAUAAUAAAGAAUAAUUGAAAUUAUGGUAUUCAAGAUGUUGCUGAAAUUACUCGUUUUUACAUUAUUUUAUAUUUUGUUUACAUUCUCGCCACGGCGAUGAUGAUCGGGCCUUAAUUUAAAAUUCCCUUCAAAUUCUUAAGAGCAUUGGAACGCAACUUUCGUUUAACUCAUUUGUAUUUCGGCUUCACCGAGUAAGUUUUGUAUUUCCUCGAAUUCCGAUCGUUCACAACUUAGAGACCCUCGAAACAAUCGACUCUCUUUUUGGUACGACUGCAAAUACCUCUGCUUCGAGGAAAACGCGAGUCUUCUGGGACAUCUUGUACACAACGCAGAUAGCGAAAAGUGGAAAGGGCGAACGUGUAGAGCACGUUCGAGCGAAAAGCGACUGAGAACACGGAGAAGGUACGCGUCACCACAGUGCUCGUCUUUCUCUCCACGAUUAAUUCGAAUAGACUCGAAACGUCUGCCGACUCAUGGACUUUCAGCCAGCAAGGUUGGUGGCGAGUGCAUCGAGGAUGGGAGAACGAAUCGUUGCCAUGCAACCGCGGCUUUGACCAAGUAUACGCUUCGAAAUCCGCGCCUGUGCGACCAUCGGUCACUACGACCAGUGUGUACCAGCUCUGUAUGUACCGCGAUACACCGAUUCUUCCCUAGCGGCAUGCACAAGGAACCUUUUGUCGAUCCUCCAGUCUCGUGUUCCAAUAUUGACACCGCAUUUCCGGCCACUGCACUGGUGAGAAGCGAACGACGAAAUCUCGAAUUUCUACGCUAAAAUCGUAAGGUAUUGCGGGAGGCGAUUACCGCGUAAUCGGAUCGCGCGUCUCGGCUCUUUUCUUAUCGCUUUUCUUUUCUUUUCUCCCGCACGGUAUCUCGAAAUCAAUUAGCGGGCGAUAAAAGCCUGUACCGCACGCGAUUAUCGAUCGACGACGGGUAGUGAUUUUUCGGAUUAUUUCUUGGAUUUGUCUCGACUAAACACGAUCGCGCUACUUCACAAUCAAAGAACGUUGUUGAGUCUAAAGCAGCGCAAUUAGCUUACGCGAAAUAGAAAUUGCACGUUAUGAGAUUCAACAGUAAUUACCCUUCUGUUCCGACAGUUACCUCAAAAGGUACAGAGACAAAGCGAGAUUCGCCGUGUAUAAUGAUAUUUGCAUUAAAUUCAAUCGCGUUAUUUGAUGCGUUUUAAAAAUUCGACGAAGAACAGAAUCUUUUACGUCACAAAGCAAAAAACGUUUAUGUGACAAUGCACAAAAGGAUUUUUCGAGAAAUAUUAAUAUUAAUAAAAUUCAAUCGACAGCGGUAUCUUUAAAGCAAUGUGCAAGAUUUCGACUAGCGAUCAUAUCUUUGUCAUACAACGAAUUAAAUUAUGCACUUCUUUCCGUAAGAAUUAAUAGAAAUAAAGCAGCAUGCAUACGGAGCGUCGGAUGAAAAUAUUUUACAGCACGGGAUUAAAAUGAAAUCCUCUUAAUUAAUUCAAAUAUGCAGAAUCUUUCUUUCUCCAUAUAUGUAUUUGCAUUGUUUACGCAAUCCUACAAAUACGGACCCGUCCCGUGUUAGCAAAAGAUAAAAUAAAUCGCGAGAUAUCAAGUAAAUUUAUUUUUCUACUUCUCGGGAGAGUAUUUCCGUAGAAGGUAGAAAAUAAUGAAGAAAAGUCGGUCAUGCGUGCAAUUCGUAUACAGCGUGCACGCGAGCGCAAGAAUGGUGUACGCGGUGAGAGUGGCAACGAGAAACGCAUCGUUCUAAUCGAUCAAGUGUGCGCGAAAAAUGCGAGAUACGUCCAAUUCAAUUAGCUCUCGCAAUUUUCUUUUUUUUUUUUUUUUUCAUUUAGACAACUGUCUAUUUGUCUUUAUGUACAUACAAGUGGUACACAAGUGGGCUGCUUCGAGUAUAAUAUCGAAUUUCUGCGCGACGCUCUCAGCGUGGCUCAUAAUUCUUGCUCGCGCUAUUGCUGUCCCAUUUGUUUCUUACAUUGCACGUACUUUGUCUACCUCUCGUCGAAACACAUUAAACAAAUCAUUACGGAAGAAUUCAUCGCUCAUUAUUUUCUUUCGGCUCUCAUUCUUAAAUCGCAUUUAAAUACUGAGAUAAAAUUUGCAUAAUUUUUUUCAUUUAAGUCAAUUUAAGGGUAUAAUACAUUUGAAACUAUUAAAAAAAUCAAUAUAACUUACAUACGUUAUAUAAAAUUAUUUGCAAAUGUCGAAAUGAUCUUAUUUAAAAAAAGCAAUUUCGCAAAAUUUUAUACAAUUCUUUGGUUCUAUCAAUCUUUUCCCAACGGAAAUCAGAAGAUGUGACAUUUAGAUAUUUCUCGUCUACUGACUACGACCGAUCGGGAUGCGCGCGAAUAGCUAUUAUAGUCGGUGACCGAUUUAAAAUACAUUUAGGAACUCGUAAACGACUUCUUGUUCGGGACGCCGCAUAAUUCAGUACGACCGCGUUUCGCCAAAACCCCAUCGACGACGUCGGGUUCGUAACUAUUAAUAAAACUUGGAGCUGUCGCGAACGCGAACGGGAGUAAAUGGUAGCAGAAAAUAUGAAUAAUGAAUGAAAAAAGUGCUGGUAAACGCCUUGAGCCGAAAGCGCGUGUGCGUACCAUGCAUGUGAGCGCGAAAAACAAGUAAUAUCCAAUAUCCGCGCAACGAAAGAACGUGAUUAAAAAAGUUUUCAACGACCAGUAAUACAAUGGCUCAACCACGCGUAAGAACGCCUCUUGUCGCCGACCGAAUAAUCAAGUCCCUGUCUCUAGCCCCUUAUUUCUCGGGCAAAAAGAUAGCGACCCUCGGCCCUUCGGCCGGAGGUGGACAUUUAGUGGACCCUUCCUCCGUUGCCUCCCAUCCGCCGACCGGUUACCUCUCCAUUCUUCCUCCUGGUCGGAAAAUCAGACAGUCGCCGGACUACCGAGGGGAAAAAAGUGCGAGGGUAGAAUGUGGAGUCGGAGAAGAGAGGUAGUGGGCCGCGCGACGACACUUGCCGAUUCGCCUUCAUUUAUCAAGUUCAACGCGAGGUACGCCGCACAAUGUCGGCAUCGACAUUCUCCAAGCGGACGCGAUGUAUGCUCGGCUUCUCCAGCUACUCUACACGCUCUCGCACGUGUACGCGCUCAUACACGCCCGUUAAUCCUCCCCCC
Molecule: messenger RNA, 5949 nt
Organism: Wasmannia auropunctata (little fire ant)
Lineage: Eukaryota; Metazoa; Arthropoda; Insecta; Hymenoptera; Formicidae
Product: lachesin-like
Exons: 7
Coding region: 1392-2255 (287 amino acids)
Biological process (GO): synapse organization
Cellular component (GO): neuron projection membrane
Source: RefSeq, a predicted model, not a curated record